Molecule: messenger RNA, 5731 nt
Organism: Silurus meridionalis
Lineage: Eukaryota; Metazoa; Chordata; Actinopteri; Siluriformes; Siluridae
Gene: ltbp3
Product: latent transforming growth factor beta binding protein 3
Molecular function (GO): calcium ion binding
Source: RefSeq, a predicted model, not a curated record
ACACACACGCGCGCGGCCGCGUACGCACACACACACACACACACAGCUGGAAGAUCAGCAAGUAAAAAGGAACACGGAGCGGAGAAGAAGGAGAAGAAGGAACAGGAGCAGGAGAAACCUCGAUGCUGCUUUCUUCACUCCUCACGAGCUUCUGGACUUUAGGAUGUGUCGCGCGCUGCUGGUUAUUAAUGUCCCGGUCCUAAUGUCACUAUAAAAGAGUGUGGUGUUUUGGUGUUUUUUGGAGUUUUUGGUGUUUUUUUUCCGUUCCCUCGCCACUCCUACCGAGCCGAGCGCCGAGCGCGCGCGCGAGAUGCCAGCAUGCGCCCGGUGACGCUGCCGUUGCUGUUGUUCGCCUGUCUCGCGCUCCGGAGGCCGGCCGCGUGCCUGGAGCGCGUGUCCGCGCGCGAGCGCUUCAAGGUGGUCAUCGCGCCGCUCAUCUGCAAGCGCACGUGCGAGCGCAACGGGCAUUGCCGUGACACGUGCGAGCACGGCAACAACACCACUCUGAUCGGGGAGAACGGACAGGCCGCUGACACCCUCACAGGACACGGCUUCAGAGUCGUGGUGUGUCCCCUGACGUGUGUAAAUGGAGGUGUGUGUAGUAACCGUACACACUGUCUCUGCCCACCGGGUUUCACAGGCAGACUGUGCCAGUUUCCUCUCCGCACUCAGGCCUCACGCGGCAACAAGCAGCCGUUCUACACUCUACAGGUGAGGCCAGAUGGUGCGGGUUUGUCAGAUUCAAGUGGAUCAGCUGGACGCCAGCAGCUCACACACACACACUUUACACUGCCACUGCCCCAGGGCACCGGCCAUCACUCAUCUGAGGUGCAGUUUAACGUACGUGUCCAUCAUUCGCCCGACACCUCCGUUGUCAUCCAAUCUUUCGACCAUUCCGAGGCCAAGCUUCCUAAAGGUGUGACACGCCUUCCUCCACUGACACAAAAGCCCAGGGGGCGGUGCUUUCAGGAGACCACGCCCAAACAAGCUUGUAGCAGUAACCCUCUCCCUGGUCUGACUAAUCAGGAGGACUGCUGUGGCAGUGUAGGAAAUUCCUGGGGCCAAAACAAAUGCUACAAGUGUCCAAAGCUCCCAUAUGCCGGGAAGUCACAGACGAUAAUCGAGGAAUUCGGCUCCACAUGCCCUCAAGGUUACAAAAGAUUAAACCGAACACACUGCCAAGAUAUUAACGAGUGUAUGAUGCAGGGUGUUUGUCAGAACGGUGAGUGUUUGAACACACAGGGAAGUUUUCGCUGCACCUGCAAACCAGGAUACGUCCUGAAAGACAGAACGCGCUGUGUUGUGGUGGACCAGGGUCCGUGUUUCCUCAUAGUGUCCGAGGCGGGUCGUUGUGAAUACGCUCUCUCCACCAACAUUUCACGAGAGCUCUGCUGCUGCACCGUGGGCAAAGCCUGGGGCUCCAACUGCGACAGAUGCCCGCAGGACGGCACCGCCUCCUUCAUUAAGAUCUGUCCGGCAGGAAAGGGAAUGUCAUACCUUCAUUUCCGCAGCACUUUGGCCAUCCAGCCCGACUUCCCGCUUUUACCUCACAAGGAGAUCAAACCACCGGAAGUGCCUGUCCAGGUGACCACACCCAUGCAGCUCCAGCCAAUCAGCACACACGUCCCUCGUGUCCCAGUUCUUAUUCCUCGGCCGACGACACAUCCCAUAAUCCACAUUCCACGCGAGAAAGAAACUCUGGCAGUGGCUCAGACGCAGGUCUCGCAGGUAGACGAGUGUAAACUGAACAGGAACAUCUGUGGUCAAGGAGAGUGUAUAAACACACAUAAUGGCUUCACGUGUCAGUGCAAAGCUGGAUACCGUCCUCACACCCAGAGGAAGAGCUGUGUAGAUGAGAACGAGUGUGAGGGGGAGCCCUGUGGUCAUGGACGGGGCACAUGCAUCAACACCGUCGGCUCGUACCGCUGCAACUGUCACCCCGGCAACCAGCUGAUCGGACAUCACGUGAAGCCGCGUUGUGUGGAUAUUAACGAGUGCUCAACACCAGAUAUCUGCGGGAUCGGAGGUCACUGCGUCAACCUGCCCGGCUCGUACAAGUGCGACUGCGUGCCUGGGUUCAGGAGCAAAUCACGAAGGCAACCUGUGUGUGAAGAUAUUAAUGAGUGCUUGGACCCUGCUACUUGUCCAGAUGCACAGUGUGAGAACACAGUUGGAUCGUAUGAGUGUAUUCCCUGCCAGCCUGGACACAAGGUGCAUGGGGGAGUGUGUUACGAUGUGAACGAGUGUCAGAAGAGAGGAGUGUGUGUGAACGGGCGGUGUGAGAACUUACCCGGAACGUACCGGUGUCUGUGUAACGAGGGCUUCCGACCCGAGGCUGACGGCAAGAGCUGCCAGGAUUUUAAUGAGUGCCAGGACACCCAUUUGUGUGCGAAUGGGCACUGCAUAAACACAGAAGGCUCGUUUCAGUGCCAGUGUUACCCUGGAUACCAGCCGACCCAGGAGGGCAGCCACUGCGAGGAUAUAAAUGAGUGCGAGCGAGCGUCCAACUGCCAGAGGGGGCGCUGCAUCAACACCAUGGGCUCCUACCGCUGCGAGUGCCAGAAAGGAUACAUGCUGGUUAAUGGACGCAGAUGUCAAGAUAUAGACGAGUGUGAGGUGGACAGAAGUCUGUGCCAACCCCAUGGAGUGUGUGAGAACAGGCAGGGCGGAUAUGUGUGUGUGUGUGAUGACGGCUUUAUUCUGGCCGAAGACAAGCACAGCUGUGAUGAGGUAGUGCAGGAUGUGGACAAUAAGAAGGAAUGCUACUUGAACCUGGAUGACACGGUGUUCUGCGACAGUGUUCUCGCCACCAACGUGACAAAGGAGGAGUGCUGCUGCUCAGUGGGAGUGGGCUGGGGGGAUCACUGUGAGAUCUACCCCUGCCCCGUCUAUCACUCCGAUUAUGAGACUGACGCGCUGCCUACUGCGCCAACGAGGCCUUACCACUCUCUAUGCCUGGGACGAGGCUUUUACCUCGAGGAGGGACUGAUGGAGUACGGCCUGCCAGUGCACAGAGAUAUAGACGAGUGUGUGCUGUUUGCGAAUGAAAUCUGUAAGGAGGGUCGGUGCAUGAACACACAACCAGGAUUUGAGUGUUACUGUCAACAGGGUUUCUAUUACGAUGGAAACCUUCUCGAAUGUAUAGAUGUGGACGAGUGUCACGAAGAGUCUCUGUGCACUAACGGCCACUGCGUGAACACUCGCGGAUCCUUUUACUGCACCUGUAACACCCCGUGGACUCCGGACUCCACCAACAAGAAGUGUAUCCUGCCUACAGAUUUAGGCGUAAACGAAUGCCAGGACCCGUCGAACUGUAAAAACGGCCACUGUGUGGACACGCAGGAUUCCUACUACUGCAUCUGUACUUCCCCCUGGAUCCUCGGCACCGACCGCAACAGCUGCGUCACGCCCGAGGAACAGGCCGAUGUGAAUGAGUGCCUGGACCCGUCAUACUGCAGGAACGGGAGGUGUGUGAACACUCCCGGCUCCUUCCACUGCAUCUGUGCUCAGCCGCUCACCUUCAGCGCCGCACUCAAGCAGUGCGUCUACGACGACCGUACAGCUGCUCAUAAGGACGUCUGUUUUCGAGAUGUCGAUGAAGAUCUGAUCUGCACCGUCCCACAACCACGGAUGGCAGUCACCUACUCGGAGUGCUGCUGCCACUACGGCAAUGGCUGGGGUCCAGAGUGCCGCACUUGCCCCCAAAGAAAUUCAGUGAUCUUUAACAAGCUGUGUGCCAUGAACCUCGAGACCGAGUCAGACGGAGACACCGACUUUAUAGCACCUUUCAGUUAUAACCCAGAGCGGGACAGUUCAGAGGAAGACUCGGACGAGUGCAGUUGUGCAAACGGACGGUGUGUUCGCUCCUACCUGGGCACCAUGUGCGAGUGUAACCCGGGUUUCAGACUGGACCACUCACGGACACGCUGUGUAGAUAUAGACGAGUGUAUGGAGCGAUUGUCCGGGAUCGUCCGAUUAAACCCGUGCAAAAACGCCCGCUGCGUCAACACCAUAGGCUCCUUCAAGUGCAUCUGCAAAAACGGCCACUGUGUCCACAGACACAGCACGAGACACGUGUACACACACAAGAACACCAAAUAAACACGCACACACACACAAGCUUUCGCUCGUCCUUGUUCCAUCCUCCUGUAGUUUCUUGUGGUCGAUUUUUCUGUUCAUGUUUUUUAAUUCAGUCAUUUGAACCGAAGUGCCUCAUACUGUAUAUAAUUACAGAGUGAUGCCAUUUUUACAUGUACAUGUUAAGAUGUUAUUAGGCUUCCUCAUCUUCUUUCUUCUUUAUCAUCAUCAUCAUCAUCAUUGAGUUCUUUUUGCACAUCUUUGGCCCUGAUGAUAUUUCUAGAUAAAUUCUAGAUUCCUGGAAAAUUUUUUUUUUUUUAGCGCUUUUGAGUGUGAGUGCUUUUGAAAUGGACAUUGUUUUUUUAACCCAAGAGAAGCUUCAGCUUUGGAGAUUGGGAUCAGUCAGACUGGGAAAAAAUCAUAACGUGGAGUCUGUUUGCGCUAAAUACAAAACAGCCGAUUAUUAAGUAUUCAAAUAAACCUGAAACAAACGUUGCUGCAAUAUAUGGGGCAAAAGUUUUAGAACACCUGACUUUUCCAGCCACAUGUGGUUCUUCCCCAAACUUUCACUCCAAAGAUGGAGGCACACAAUUGUAUCGGAUGUCUUUGGAUGCCUUAGCAUGAAAUUUCCCCUUCAUUUAAAUUAGGAUGACAUUGGUGCACAAAACCAGCUCCAUGAAGAUAUGUUUCCAUGGGUUGGAAGCAUGUGAACGAUCUGCCUUAUUAAACCCUAUUAAAAACCUUUGAGAUGAAUUUUACAUGCUAACUGCACCCUCACGCCUCCUCACUUCCUCACCUACAUCAGUACCUGACUUUACCCUCUUGUGGCUGAAUGAAGCUUUACAAAUCUCCCCAAAACUCUAGUGGAACAUCUUCCCAGACAAGUAGAUCUUAACAGCAAAUGGGGACUCAAUAUAGAAUUGGACGUCCAUACGAAUCGUAUAGUCAGGUGUCCACAAACUUUUGGUCUAUAUAGUGUUGUUAAACCUAGUGCGAAUAGACAUCACGCUUAAAAAAACGUGUCAAUGAGCUCGUAUUUAAUGCUGGAUUUUAAACUUUACACUUCCUGAACGUUCUCCGAGCGAUGCGGUUCUACAAAUCCCUGGUACUAAAAACUUCUUUUUAAGUUUGUAAACUCUUAUAACACUUUAACACUCCAAACUGAACAUCAAAAAGAAAGUAGGUGUACCCACAAAACUCCACAAAAGUCGGGUCACAGGGAGCUGAAAGCGUCAGAAUUGCGGAUAUAGAGGGCGCUAUUACUUUUAAAUCGAUCCUUUUUUAUUUAUGGGUUUGGUUCGCUUUCUUUCUACGAAAGCCUUUUAUUUUAAACAAUUUCGGUGUCCAGCGAGGGAAAUAUUUCACUUCAUGACCCAACACUUUUUUUUUUUUAAGAAAUCCAGCAUAGUGAUUCAAAGAUGUAUUUUUUAUGAUUAUUUCUUCAAUUUCAUGAUCCUUAAAUAUAAUUUUUGAAAUAUAUUUAACUUUUGUAAAUUGAAUGUUUGAUGAAGGGGGAAAAAGGGGAUGAAGGUUUUGACCUGAAACACAACCACGACUCUAUGAGAGUCUAUGAGAAGUCUGAGGGCCAAAGAACAAUAAAUCUGAGAUGAAGUGAAACCAAAAAAAUAAAUAAAGACGUGUGUGGGUUUUUUUG